UUUUGGAAACACACUUUUGGAGGACCACACACUUGAACUCCUCAGCUUCCCACUCGCUCUCUAGAAUCCAGAACCUGUAGCUUCUCUGUAGAUAUAUAGUCCUCUUUCACUGGUUUGAUUGAAGGGCCAUUAUCAGGAAAUAUUGAGUGUUGUUGUAGCUUCAAGGAGAGUGAUGGUGGGCUUAAUUGCCGCAGGAAUGGAUGCCAUGCUCUAUCCAACUUGUGCUCUCCCUCUAAGAGUUCAAAAUGCCACACCAUGUCCCUUCAUGGUUUCUCUCUCUAAGAGAAAUGCUCUAAACAGUGAUGAAGAAGAGAGUGGUUUGGUCUUGAGGAGGAGGUCUGCUGUUGUAAAUGGUUUUUCUCUGGUCUUUACAGUGUUGGGUUUUCCAAGGGAUGGGUUAGCAACAGUGAAGCAGGGUCUAUUGCCUGGAAGGGUUCCUGGUCUUUCAGAACCAGAUGAAAAUGACAGGUUGGAGGACUUAUCGCAGACCAGAUGCGAAGUCUGGGGGUCAUGGAGUUGGGUGGAGUCCCAUUAUUCCUUACACUUUUGCAGUACCCCAGGAUUGGGAAGAGGUUCCUGUCUCAAUUGCGGAUCUUGGGGGUACAGAGAUUGAUUUGAGAUUUGCAAGCACUAAGGAAGGGCGUUUAUCUGUUGUUGUUGCACCUGUACUCAGAUUUGCAGAUCUUGGGGAGAAUACAAAAAUCGAAGAUAUUGGACCACCUGAUAAAGUAAUUGCAGCAUUCGGGCCUGAGGUUAUAGGCGAAAAUGUCGAGGGUAAGGUAUUGAGCAUGGAAGUUUCAGAACAUUCGGGGAGGAAAUACUACCAGUAUGAACUUGAGCCACCCCAUGCUUUAAUAACUGCAACUGCAGCAGGCAAUAGACUCUACCUCUUCAAUAUAACCGGAAGUGGUCUUCAAUGGAAAAGGCAUUACAAGGACCUGAAGCGAAUUGCUGAUUCUUUUCGCGUGGUCUAAUAUUGUGCACACAAAGGUAAAUACAAAGAUAAGGGCCAAAUUCAAGAUCGAAGGAAAUUACUUAUGUGGUCCUUUAUGGGUGCAGCAUGCUUUUAGUGUAGAGUGAUCUAUCAGCAAUAUGAAUGUCCUCUUGUUGGGGUGGUGCAUGCACAAUGUGUCAAAUAGUGAGCAGUUUUGAGUCAUUCACAGAUUAUAUAGUGAAAAGGAGAUGUAUUAUUGUCUACCAACUUUCUCAUUAAUUAAUAUUAUUAAUUCAAAAUAUUCCUUUAAAUUCCAAA
Messenger RNA from Amborella trichopoda, 1252 nucleotides. RefSeq names its product thylakoid lumenal protein (Mog1/PsbP/DUF1795-like photosystem II reaction center PsbP family protein). Gene Ontology annotation, biological process: photosynthesis. The record is from RefSeq and is a predicted model, not a curated record. NCBI's taxonomy places the organism in Eukaryota, Viridiplantae, Streptophyta, Magnoliopsida, Amborellales, Amborellaceae. Gene Ontology annotation, molecular function: calcium ion binding. Gene Ontology annotation, cellular component: photosystem II oxygen evolving complex; photosystem II; extrinsic component of membrane.